AUGGAGUCCAAGGACACGUUUCGUGAUCUGCAGUUUGAUGGCCGCCCAUCAGGCUAUAGGGACUUCAGGAGAAAAACAAUUUUGGCCGUUGCAGGCCAGGAGAACAAGUUGGCUCACCUUGCCGGGCCAAGAUUGCUACAGCGUCUCCAAGGCGAAGCUUGGAGGGCGACUGAACAUUUGCAAGUCGCUGAACUGAGAAAGCCUGAUGGUUGGUUAGAAGUUAUCCAUGCCCUAGACAAGCACUACCGUUUUCUGCCUGAAACUGAGCUCCACGAAGCCGUUGAGGAGUUCCUUUUUGGAAUGAAGCGUAAGUCUGGGGAAGGUGCAACUUCAUUCAGUUCGCGUUUCAGAACUCAGCUGUCCCGUGUGCAGUCACUGAUAGCCCAAGAGCGUGAGAUGACAAAAUCAAAGAGACGUGGAAAGAAGGGAAAACGUUCCCGAGAGCUCACCAAUGCAGUAGAGCCUGAAAGCAGCCUAGAAGAAUCCGCAGUUUCAGAUGUUCCAAGACAAGCCGAAAGACCUAGGUCCCCAUCUGCAACUGGAGAUGAGACUUCAGCACAUGCUGCUGAGCCUGCUAGAGCUUCUGCUUCAGCCCAACCUGAAGCUGGUCGUGAAACAAGUGAUCCUGAUGCCGAACAUGAGCCGAGCGUGCAUUCAGUUCGCUCGCGUGUGCCUUCCUCUCAAGGUUCCAAGCGGAAAAGUGAACAGGGGUCAAGGGUUUCCAAGACUUCCCGGGGUACCCACAAAGCUGAUAGAGAACGAGAAGAUCGAAAGAUGCUGGAAAUGUUGGGUUCACUGGAAUGUGGUCAUUUACGACCCAAGCCCAUUUUCCCACAAGCAAUUCUUGGUCACCUUUACAUGAGGAAGUUUGGUAUGAAUCGAGAACAACGUGCUCAUAUCAUCAGGUCUACAAAUGGUUCCUCUCGUUUGGAUGAUGUUGAACGUAUCAUUCGAGCUUCAGACUUGGAGGAGUUUAGAAAUGAUGACCGUAGAAGGAAUGAUGAUCGAAAGCCUUUCAAACAGCCUAGAAGGGAUGCCUAUGCAGUUCAAUCGGAACCCCAACAUGCAAUGCUUGCGGAUGAUGGGAAUUCUUCUUCUAGCCUGGGUGAAGUUUUCGAUGAUGAAUCAGAGUCUGAAGAUGCUUACGUAGCAGCGGGAGAUGAAGAUGGUGAUACCGAACAAGAACUACAAGAAGUUUAUGAAAUUCAGAGAAAAGCCAAGAAAGAUUUCCGUAAGAGCUACAAAACCUAUAAGGAGUCCAGAAAGAAGGUGAGAGAAAUCAAGAAAAGCCGCACUCCUUACCUUCCAGUUGUGGCUAUCAACCAGCCAUCCGAUGCGCAAGCUUCAGGCCAAGCACCUGUCCUGAGGCAAACCUUUGGCUAUGACAAGAAGACAACUGGAGGCAAAGCUCAGCCCAAACGGAAAUCAGAUUCAAAAUUUGCUGGAAAGAAGGAAGAAGCUAAUUUAGCCACUACCACCGUGGUUGAACAGUUUUCCUACAUGGUUUCCUCCAACGACAUGAUUGAUGAUGAUGUUUGGUUGACAACAGUUCCUGAGGGAUAUGCCAUUUUGGAUACUGGUUGCACUACAUCCAUAGUUGGUAACGAGACUGCCGAGAGCCUCAGCAAGUUCAUGAGUUCCCAUGGAUGGCCCUUGCCGGUUUCAUGCAGCCUGCCGCCUGUUGAACUGAAAGGUUUUAAUGGCACCAAAGUGGAAUCAACUAAUGGUUUGCGUUGGAAUGUGAAACUGGGAAACCUAUGGGGAACAAUAACAACAUAUGUGGUACCUGGUUCUGCACCCUUUUUGCUGUCGCGCAGAGCUUUGGAGGGAAUGCAAGCUCGCUUGGACUUGGGCAGUUUGACCAUUACGUCCGAGAAGCAUGGCAUGUUUGAUGCACCUUUGAGACAGGCCUCCAACGGUCACCUUUUGUUGCCCCUCAUUCAUGUGCCGCCUGAGCUGACCACCUCCACUGGUGACGAUGCCGCAGCCUCCAGCAUUUCAGAAGAACAAGAGCCCAAUGACGCAUGCCCAGAGAACUUUGCUGUUGCCUGUGAGGACCCGCCAGCACCAGUUUUCACGGGUAAGGCACCUUUGGCCGAUCGUGUGGAACAAUGUGGAUCCACGUGCAUUCGAAUAGGCUUGGACUAUGGACAAGACUUAAAUCAACAUAGCCAUCGGCGCAAGUUGCUGUUGUUGAUUGCGUUUUGCCAGCCAACAGAUGUUUGGAUCAGUUUCCCAUGUGGUUGCUGGGGUCCAUGGAGCCGCAUGAAUAUGCACAAAGAUCCUGGUCUCGCACAGUCCACACUUGAUGCCAGACGGGUUGCCCGCCGACACCUGUCUAUAGUGCCUGAAAUAUGGAAUCUUCAGCAGUCCCUUGGUGGGUUCACUCACAUAGAAAAUCCACUGACUUCCGAUGCCUGGAAGGAGUUUCAGUUGCACAUGGCCUAUGAUGUUCGCAUUGACCAAUGCAGCCUUGGUUUGCGAUGCCCUAGGACUAAGAAGCCCAUUCUUAAGCCCACUCGCAUUGUAACUUCCUGCAAGGAAAUGGCCACCCGGCUUUCCACAUGCCGAUGUGACCGACGCCAUGAGCAUGCCCACUUAGAAGGUAGUUAUAAAGGUAAACCUUUAACCUCCUAUGCUGAAACCUAUCCACGCAAGAUGUGCCGAGUGAUUGCUGAAGUGAUGACCGCACCAAACCGCGUGCCGUCAAAGCCAGAAGAUGUUUUUGCCAGCCUGGACGACCUAGACAUAGAGCAAGAUGCCAUGUCUGAUGCUGCCGGUGCCGAACCAGGUGCCGAACUUGCCAAUCCGGCGGAACCGCCAGUGCCGCAGCAGAGGAUUCAAUCCAUGUUGCGAAAGUUGCAUGUCAACACAGGACAUUCGUCCAUACAGCAGAUGCUACGACUUGCCAAUCGUUGCCAAGUUUCAGAUGAAGUCAAACAGGAAAUCAAAAAGUUUAAAUGUGACAUCUGCGAUGAGCACAAGGUUCCACCGACACAUCGUCAGUCUGCCGUCCCACAUGCAGAGCAGCCGAACCACAUAGUCGGCAUUGACUUUGUGCAAGUUGAGUUAAAGCAUGUUAAUGACCAAGGGGAUACAGUUGAGGAUAAGUACAAUGUGCUAACAUGUGUUGACUUAGCCACGGACUUCGCCCAACAAAUCAUAGUCCCUAAGGGUAGUUACCAGCUUUCCAAAGCCUUCCACAAUGUUUGGACUCGACCGUAUGGCGCACCAAAAAUCAUCUACACAGAUCCAGACAGUGCCACGAUGUCAAAAGACUUUGAACACUACAUGCUCAACCAUGACAUCAAGCUGCUGCACUGUGGAGCCGAAAGCCACUGGCAAUUAGGUAUGUUGAAUGAUGUUGAAGAACAGCGGAACUUCCCAAUGCAAUCCCAAAUCUUAGCCGAACCAGAGUUUCAAGCUCGUGUCCAGUUGCGGGAAAAUGCAGCUCGUGCCUUCCUGGAAGAACAUGCCAAAGAGUUAGAGGAUGAUGUCCUGCGUGAGUCCAGACCCUUGGAAGAUCCUGAUGAAGAGGGCGGUCCACAUAGCUUAGCUGGUCAUCAAGAUGAAGAACCACCCGCAAAACGUAGAGCAGUUCUUGAUGGCAUCCCAGAAGAAAAUAUGGAACAAGAUAGGCUAAGCAAUGAGUAUGAACCUGGUACUCCAGUUCCUUCAGAACAAAUGGAUCCACCUGAUGAAACGAUGGAUCAGCCAACUGAAGUCAUGGAGCCUGCAGCAGAAGCCAUAGAUGAUGCCUCUCCAGAGGAGUUUGCACCCGGACUUUCCGUGUCGCCGGAUGUUCCAACCAAUGAUGAUCAAUCCAGUCUUGAACAAACCUUGCAGCAAGCUGUUGAACAACCUGUUCCAACGGAUGAUGAGCUGAUGGUUGAAACAACUGCUGGUCAAGCCAAGCUCAAAGAAAGUGUGCUUGAGGUUUCGCUUGAUGUCAACCGCGACGACAUCACCGCAGGACCACUCUCCGAAGAUGAGAUGGGCAUUGCGGGCGGCCUACUUGCCCGUGCCGUACACCAUGGCCAGCAGCAGCAGCUAGCCCUGAGGAUCAUGAGAUCCGUUGGUGGAAAAUCGAUGUCUGUGGCAGCCGGAUGUUUUCUGGAAGGUGUGCAAAGUGGCCUGUAUGGAGCUAUGUCUGACGGAGCCAAGCGUCAGAGGGAUGAAGAAUCCGAAUGGGGUCUUCUCACAGAAGGAGCUGAUAGCCCCACCACUGCAUACUAUGCCAGCGCUGAGAAUCCGUGCCCACCGAUGCCGAGCGGCAGCCAUGUGACUGGAACUCCUAUGCCAGGAGACAAUUUGGUUCUCAUUCUCCGCAAUGGAGAAGAUCUCAAAGUGCCGAUUCCGAGCGAUGUUCUCUCUGUGGGAGAAUGGUCCAAGACAGUGAUCACCUUGCCGAAGCUUGCAGACUUGGGCAUCACCUAUGCAGAGUUCAUCGUCAAGGCCGAGGGAGAUAAGGACUUGUCUCAGUAUGGAGAGUUCAUGCUGGCGAACUUCGGACCGUAUGCCAAGACCCAGAAGGCCAAAGGUCAUACCCAAGGAGUUGACUUUGCCCACUUCCUUGCCCGGGUGAAGUUCCAUGGAUCUGGCACUACUCAGGGCACUUUCCGCCGUGUGCUCCGAGAAUGA
Messenger RNA from Cladocopium goreaui, 4641 nucleotides. The record is from the annotation of a GenBank genome assembly. Lineage: Eukaryota; Dinophyceae; Suessiales; Symbiodiniaceae.